This is a messenger RNA of Camellia sinensis, 4067 nucleotides long. RefSeq lists its product as uncharacterized. NCBI's taxonomy places the organism in Eukaryota, Viridiplantae, Streptophyta, Magnoliopsida, Ericales, Theaceae. Gene Ontology annotation, molecular function: helicase activity. The record is from RefSeq and is a predicted model, not a curated record.
CAUUGGAUAGGACUUUGUCGCUCCCCUUUCACAUAUUCCCAUUUCCUUGACACUUCUCUUUUCCAACUAUUCUGACCUUCCCAUGGUCAUCUUCGCAUACACGCACACAUACCGACUCUCUCUAUGUCUCUCUCCGUUCCUUUCUUGCUGGUUAAGAUAGUAGGUGUAGGUAGACUCCACACGAAAUUCUUUUCUAGUAUGCUUCGUAUGUAUUUCAUUGACUUGCCGUCAACAUCCUUUCUUUUCUUUUCUUUUCUUUUAUUCUCUCUCUCUCUCUCUCUCUCUGUAUAUAAUGAUGCUUUCUCUACCUGAAAUUGUACAACAUUUGCUUUUUUGAUGACCUUUAAGGAUUUUGAAACCUUAAAAAAAGCAAGGUUUUAUUGUUAUAUCUGAGCUGAAACUGAAGUGGGUAAUUUGUGGGAAGUAUAUAUACAUCGACAGAGAGAGAGACAGUGAUGAUGAUGAUGAUGGGAAGUAGUAGUGGGGAGAAGGCAGAACAGGGGAUUAAGGGAAGAGGGUUGAUAGAUGUGGUGUUUUCUUGGUCUCUUGCUGAUGUAUUCAACAAAGAUCUUUACAAGUCCAAGAUUGAGUCAAUUCCAAAGACAUUUUCAUCAACUAGAGAUUACAUGAAGUCAUUUAUUGACCCUCUUAUUGAGGAAACCCAUGCUGAUUUGCUCUCAAGCAUUAAUAUGGUGCCACAUGCACCUACCUGUGAAAUACUAGCCAUUGCAAGAUCAAAAGGCCACAAGCCUCCAAAGGACUUAUACUACACCAUUUCACUGAAGAGACUGAGUGAUACUGCAAAUACUCAUGAAGGAAUGUAUAAGCCUGAGAUUGGAGAUCUCAUUGCCUUGACAAAUGUUAGACCAAGACAUGUCAAUGACCUAAACAGGCCUAGAAGUCCUUAUGUUGUUGCUUUAGUUCAUGGUACGAAAGAUGAUUCUGAUGACAUUGCAAUACUGUCAUCCAAGCCUAUAAUGUUUGAUGCCGAUGGACAAAAGCAUAAGAUCCAGACUAAGAGAAGUCUUUUUGCUGUUUAUGUUACAAACAUGGUAACCAAUGUUCGUGUGUGGAUGUCAUUGAACUCGGAGCUGGAAGGUGGGAACAUGAACAUCAUUAAAGGAGUGCUGCACUCUGAUUGCACAACUAAGACAAAUUGUACCCAGUGUUUGUAUCAAGCGAAUAACAGUGCUGCUAUAUCCAAUGCGACUAAUGCCAUUAGCUCAUUUAAUCUGGAUGAUUCCCAAAAGGCUGCUGUUUUAAGUUGUGUUGCUACGCGAGAAUGUCAUCAUCAGAACACAGUCAAGCUAAUAUGGGGGCCUCCUGGGACUGGAAAAACUAAGACACUCGCUUCAUUAUUGUUUGCUCUAUUGGGAAUGAAAUGCAGAACACUGACCUGUGCCCCAACAAACAUUGCAGUGUUGGGAGUUACUGCAAGGCUUAUGAGUUUGAUGAGGGAUGCAACUGAGUACAAUACUUAUGGAUUGGGAGAUAUAGUUUUGUUUGGUAACGGGAAGCGAAUGAAGAUUGAUGAUCAUGAAGACCUUUAUGAUGUAUUUCUCGAUCAUCGAGUUUCUAUUCUUGCCCAUUGUUUUGCUCCACGGUUUGGGUGGACAAAUAGUUUAGAAUCAAUUAUAUGCCUAUUUGAAGACCCUAAAGAACUGUACAAUUUGUAUGUGCAAAAAGAAAGAGAGAAGGAUAAGAAGAAGGUGGGGAAAGAUAAUGGUGAUGAUGAAAAAGAGGAGGUAGAGAAGACAAAUUUUGGAAAUAGGCCUGUUGAUAGCAAUCAAGACAAAGAGGGUGAUGAUUUUUAUGAUCAAGACUUCAAAGAUUUGGAUGAAAAAGAAAUUUGGAGGAGGACCAUUGUUCAAUCCUUGAAGGCAAACAAGAACAAGAAAAAACAGAACAAUGAGACUUCUCAAAGAAAAAGUCAAUUGAAAUGUGAUAAAGGAGAGGAUAACUCCACUCAAAGCAAGGGAAAAAGAGGUGAACUGGAGAAAAAGUGCGAAAAUCUUAUGACAUUUGGAGAGUUUAUCAUGAAGCGGUAUAAAUCCAGUGGAGGACAACUAAUCUUUUAUAUUACAAGUUUGUUGACCCAUAUGCCAACCUCUUUCUUUUCAUUGGAAGUAAAAAAGAAGAUGAUUAGAGCUCUUGAUCUGCUGAAAUCUGUUGAAACUUCAUUGCAUUGUCGUGCUAUUGCAGAUAAGGGUUUGAGAGAAAUCCCCAUUUAUGGAGUUGACGGUGUAGGAAACGAUAUUGUUUCCGCUAUGACAGAGUGCUGUCAAAUACUCAAAUCCCUUCACAAAAGUCUAUCCGUGCCAAAUAUUACUGAACAUGAUCAAAUACGAAGUUUUUGCUUGCAAAAUGCCUGUUUGAUAUUCUGCACUGCCUCAAGCUCGGCUAAAUUGCACACAGAAGGAAUCGCACCACUGGAACUUUUGGUUAUUGAUGAAGCUGCUCAGCUCAAAGAAUGUGAAUCCACUAUUGCCUUACAACUUCCUGUGCGCCACGCUAUACUCAUUGGGGAUGAACUACAACUAUCUGCAAUGGUCCAGAGCAAGAUAUGCCAGGGGACUGAAUUUGGAAGAAGCUUAUUCGAGAGGUUGGUACUAUUAGGACACAAGAAACAUCUUCUUAAUGUCCAGUACAGAAUGCAUCCAUCAAUAAGCUCAUUUCCGAAUAGGGAGUUCUAUGACAACAAGGUUUUGGAUGCUCCGAAUGUCAAGCAGAGAACGUAUGAGAAGCGUUUUCUUCAAGGAAACAUGUAUGGCUCCUAUUCUUUCAUAAAUGUAACCAAUGGCAUAGAGGACCUAGAUAGCAAACAUAGCACAAAAAAUAUGGUGGAGGUAGCUGUGGUUGCAGAGAUUGUUUCAAACCUUUUUAAAGACUCUGUGGCCUCAAAACAGAAGGUCCGGGUUGGUUGCAUAUCUCCAUAUAAGGCUCAAGUGUUUGCACUUCAAGAAAAACUUGGAAAAACAUACGACAUAGAUGGAAACAGUGACUUCUCUGUAAGUGUCCGAUCUAUUGAUGGGUUUCAAGGUGGUGAGGAGGAUCUAAUAAUCAUCUCUACAGUGAGAUGUAACCGCCGUGGAUCUGUGGGCUUCCUUUCCAAUUGUCAAAGAACCAAUGUGGUUCUCACUCGAGCAAGGCAUGGUCUCUGGAUAUUGGGGAAUGGUGCUACUUUAAUGAACAGCGGCACUGUCUGGGAGAAAUUAGUCCUAGAUGCCAAGGCUCGGGGUUGUUUUUAUAAUGCUAACAAUGAUAACAACUUGGCUCAAGCUGUUGUAGGUGCUUUAGUUGAGCUCAACCAACUUGAUACAUUACUCAAAAUAGAUUCCCCUUUAUUUAGCGAUAUGAGAUGGAAGGUUCGUUUUGGUGAUGAUUUUGUGAGAUCAAUGACUACAAUGAAAAACAUAAACACUUGUAAGGAAGUGUUUUCUCUCUUAAUAAAGCUUUCAAGUGGCUGGCGAGAGCAUGAUCAUCAAAUGGACAACGUUCUAGACAUGAAUGGGACUUGUUCUCAACUGUUGGACGUGUACAAUGUCAAUGGAUUUCUAAAUCUCAUAUGGAGUGUAGACAUUGUCAGGGAAUAUUCAAAAUACACUCAGGUUCUAAAAGUUUGGGACGUUCUACCACUGACCGAGAUACCAAAACUAGCUAAGCGCGUUGACACGAUAUUUGUGGAUUAUGAAGUUGAGAAGAUCAACCGGUGCAAAUGCAAAAAAUUUGAAGGGAAUUUAGUAGUUCCAGAGACAUGGCCAAUCGGCUCAACUGAUCAUGUACUGUUCUUAGAAAGCCAAGUAGCUUCAUUGAGUCUGAAGGAUGAGCCUGGAUCAUCAAAUAGUAGUAGGAGCACAGGAAGACAAAAAGAAGAAGUAGAAGGAAGAGAUGUUUGGAAAAAAUUGGAUUCUGAAUUGUUGGAAUGACAGGCUAUUUAUAGCCAACCAUGCACUUGUUCGAGUAGGCCUAGGUUGCUGCUCGGCCAUGGCCGGAAAGUUGUGAUCGAAACGGUAUUGGUUCAGAAAGGAAAUGAAUUUGAAUUUGAAAUUUUGGCGCAAAUUUUGAAU